UAUGAUCACAACACGCUCAGAUGUAGACGUUGUUCAUCAAACAUGCACAAGAUUGUAACAAAAUUCACGUCACUAUACCGUUAAUGCAAUAAUGUUCAUCCGGCACAAAGAGUGAGGUUAAAAUCUAGACAAGUUAACAAAUCGUUCACGAAAAGAAAAUCAUACGGCAACCGAAACUGUUUCAGUUUUCCCUAGGAAAACCCUAUUUCAUAUUUUUCGUAAAACAGCACUUAACAACUUCGAACGUCAGCCAACAUGAGCGGCGAAAAGUGUGAAACCCAGCAGCCGACAGGUGUGCCACUACAGCAGGUGGUCGAUCAGCUGACCGCUUUCGCGCCUCUGUCGCUUGCUGAGCCCUGGGACAAUGUCGGCCUUCUGCUGGAGCCAUACACGGCCCGACCCGUGUCCGCCAUCUUGCUAACCAACGACCUCACACGGCCCGUCAUGCAGGAGUGCCUCUACAAGAAAAUAGACAUGAUCAUCGCCUACCAUCCGCCGAUAUUCAGCGGCAAGAAACGAAUCACUAACAAGAAUUGGCAGGAUCAACUCAUAUCCUGCUGUAUGGAGAACCGCAUUGCAUUGUAUUCGCCGCAUACCACUUGGGAUUCUGUGCCUGAUGGAGUAACUGACUGGUUGGCUAGCGCUUUUGGAGAUAAAUCAUCAUUCAAAUCCGUGAGUGUACUGGAGCCUCAUACAUCUUUCGCUAAACCAGCAGACCACAAGUUUUCUGUGAGAGUUUCUUGUUCUGGUUUUUCUUGUGGAGAGGAAUCCAAGAUUGACGAUAGUCUUCAAAAAAUUGGGCUUAAAAUCACUAAUUUCGAUUCAGAUGGAUCAAUGAGGAUCUUUUCAGGAACAUGUGCCAAGAGCUCCUUGUUGGACCUUCGUAGCUACGCAUCUACUCUAUAUGAUGGUUCAUGUGAAGUCUACAACUUAGUGCCGUUACCAGAGCCAGGUACGGGAGGGGGAAGGCUGGUUGAACUUAAACAACCAAUCACAAUUGAGGCAGCCAUCGACAUGAUGAAAGCUCAUCUUGAAGUGAAGCAUGCUAGGAUAGCUUAUGCUGUGGGAGCUACUAAAGAGACUCAGAUCAGCAGCAUAGCGGUGGUUCCCGGCUCGGGAGCGAAACCAUUAUCAGGUGUGAAAGCCGACCUGUACGUCACGGGAGAAAUGCAGCAUCACGAUGUGCUAGCAGCCACGCACAAUCACGCAUCCGUGCUCAUGACCACGCACUCUGACAGCGAACGUGGAUUUCUCACGUAUUUCCAAGAUGAGCUCACCGAACGUCUCCAAGGCAAAGUCAAAAUUCAUGUCUCUCAGGCCGAUUGUGAUCCUAUACAAGUUGUCUGAAACCAAGACUUCUAAAUAGGAAAUUGAAUGACUGUAAAAUCUGAAUUCACUUCCAAACAAUAUAUUGAAUGACUGUUAGGGCCGUUUGCACAGUCAAAGUUUAAACUGUAUUUGUUAAAUACACAUUAAUUGUUAAAUACACAUAAUUAUUUGUUAAAUACACAUUAAUUUGUUAAUCACAUUAAUCAGCUGUUGGCUUAAACUCAAAAUGAAUCACAUAAUAACGGACGGUACUUGAUAGGGUUUUAAUCCAGUUUAAAAUGAAAUUUAGUUUAAACUGUCACUGUGCGAACGGCCCUCAAAGUACAUAAUGUCAGUAAUAUUAUAGAGAAAAUAUAAGAAUAUAUCCCUUGAUUUGUAGAAUUUAUUCAAAUUUUGGAAGUUUUGUAUCAAAUUUUGGUGUUGUAUAUCAAUUUGAGAUGAUACUGUAUCAUAUUGUGUUGAAACUGUAUCAUUUUGUGGUGAUUCUGUAUCAUUUAUGGUGAUACCGUAGAGAAAAGAUAGCAUAAAGUGCAAACUGUCAGUAAUGGUCAUCGAGAAAAAAUAGCAUAAGAAUACAUCCCAUGGUUUUUAGAAUUCAUUCAAAGUUUGGAAGUUUUGUAUCAAAUUUUGGUGUUGUAUAUCAAUUUGAGAUGAUACUGUAUCAUAUUGUGUUGAAACUGUAUCAUUUUGUGGUGAUUCUGUAUCAUUUAUGGUGAUACCGUAGAGAAAAGAUAGCAUAAAGUGCAAACUGUCAGUAAUGGUCAUCGAGAAAAAAUAGCAUAAGAAUACAUCCCAUGGUUUUUAGAAUUCAUUCAAAGUUUGGAAGUUUUGUAUCAAAUUUUGGUGUUGUAUAUCAAUUUGAGAUGAUACUGUAUCAUAUUGAGUUGAAACUGUAUCAUUUUGUGGUGAUACUGUAUCAUUUAUGGUGAUACCGUAGAGAAAAGAUAGCAUAAAGUGCAAACUGUCAGUAAUGGUCAUCGAGAAAAAAUAGCAUAAGAAUACAUCCCAUAGUUUUUAGAAUUCAUUCAAAGUUUGGACGUUUUGUAUCCAAUUUUGGUCCUGUGUAUCGAGUUGAGAUGAAACUGUAUCAUAUUGUGUUGAUACUGUAUCAUUUAUGGUGCUACCGUAGAGAAAAGAUAGCAUAAGAAGAUAACCAUGGUAUAGGGCGUUUUUGUUCCAAAUUUCACUAGCAACUGAAGCCGAUAGUUCUAGUAGUAGAAGCUAUGUGACGCUGGUAGUCUCUCAGUCUGUGCCGUUCUUAUACUUUCAACCCAACAACACAGUAAUAAUCGACAGUAAUCUGCAUGAGUUACCAAGAAAUCGGCUUGAAGUUCGGAGCAUAAACGACCUAUACCAUGGGAUAUCUUCUUAAGGUAGGCGCACACAGAUCGUCAUCGGACGGACGGCACACAUCGGACGAUUAGAUUUGAUGCAUUGUUUUCAAUUGGAGUGCGCAUACCUAUACGAUGCAUCAAAUCUAAUCGUCCGAUCCGUCCGAUGCGUGCCGUCCGUCCGAUGAUGAUCUGUGUGCGCCUACCUUUAUGCUAUCUUUUCUCUAUGGUAAUAUCAAGUCAUUUCCAUAAUUCACACCAACUCUGUAUGUAUUGGCCGUUGAUAUAUGAUGAGAACAAUUGAUAUGACAGCAUUGUUGAAAUUAUGAGCUGAGGUAUCACAAUGCUGACAAUUCCAGUGAAUAUCACUAUACUAAUCUGUUGAAUUUGUUUGAGAACUGAUUGAAAGCCAACUUUAAAUACUCAAAGUAAUAUUGGAAUUGCUUGGGAACAUUGUAUUAAAAAAAUAUUGUACACUAAUAAAAAAGAUGAAGCGUUUUAAAAAAAUAAAUAUGUGAGAUUAAUAA
Messenger RNA from Nilaparvata lugens (brown planthopper), 3187 nucleotides. It is a transcript of the gene Ciao1, whose product is annotated as probable cytosolic iron-sulfur protein assembly protein Ciao1. Gene Ontology annotation, cellular component: mitochondrion; cytosolic [4Fe-4S] assembly targeting complex; cytoplasm. Bases 256 to 1347 code for a protein of 363 amino acids. Gene Ontology annotation, biological process: iron-sulfur cluster assembly. Gene Ontology annotation, molecular function: protein binding. The transcript has 7 exons. The record is from RefSeq and is a predicted model, not a curated record. Lineage: Eukaryota; Metazoa; Arthropoda; Insecta; Hemiptera; Delphacidae.